Orycteropus afer afer is the source of this 1644-nucleotide messenger RNA. RefSeq names its product family with sequence similarity 124 member A (gene FAM124A). The record is from RefSeq and is a predicted model, not a curated record. NCBI's taxonomy places the organism in Eukaryota, Metazoa, Chordata, Mammalia, Tubulidentata, Orycteropodidae. The transcript has 4 exons. The coding region runs from base 1 to 1644 and encodes 547 amino acids.
AUGGACUCAAAGGCGGGCGGCGGCGGUGGCGAGGAAGAUGACUGCGUGGACUCAGGCGCUGAGACCGGAGGGUCUGACUACAGCCACAUAUCCUCUGCCAGCAGUGAUCUGUCCGUGGAAGAGGCACAGGACCCUUUCCUGGUUAGUAUCCACAUAAUUGCAGACCCAGGAGAAUCCCAACACCUGCAGGAAGCCAUCGACAAGGUCUUGGCUUGGAUCCACCCCGACCUCCAGCUGUUCCGAGUCUCGGAGAGGAGGGCACCACGGCGGCGGAAGAAGCCGCCCAAGGUAGCUCAGCCGGCCCUGGCGGUAGUCCUGUUCCUGCAGGAGGAGUACGGAGAGGAGCAGAUCCUACAGUUGCACAGCACGCUGCAGCGGCCGCCAUGGCACUUCCACCACACAGAGCGUGUGCACGGCAGGUUCUUGCCCUACCUGCCGUGCAGCCAGGACUUUUUCACACUGGCUCCCGGGACCCCGCUGUGGGCUAUCCGGCCUGUGCACUAUGGCAAGGAAAUUGUCCGCUUCACCAUCUACUGUCGCCACGAGAACUACGCAGACAUCCUGAAGUUCUACGAGCUCAUUCUCAAGCGGAGCCCCAUCCAGAGGAAGACGGACUUCUGCAUCUUCCCCAUCUUCUCCAACCUGGAUGUGGACGUCCAGUUCUCCCUAAAAAGACUGCCCCGCGACCAGACCCCAGUCCCCACCGACUCCUCAGUGCUGGAGUUCCGGGUCAAGGACAUAGGUGAGCUGGUUCCUCUCCUGCCGAACCCCUGCAGCCCCAUCAGUGAAGGCCGCUGGCAAACGGAGGAUCACGACGGGAACAAGAUCCUUCUGCAGGCACAAAAGGUGUACAAGAAGUUUUCGAAGCCCAGCAGAGCUCACCACUCCUCAGAGAAAAGAGCUCCUUCCAUUCCCUCUCCAAGCGGCACUGCACAAGGUCGCACCCUGGGCCACAGCCAGCAGCCCCUGCUGGACAGUCCAUACCCGGUGCUCAGUCAGACAGGCCUGUCUAACGGGGAUCAGCCAGAAUUUGCCAGACGAGCCAGCAGCCCUCCCAGCCAUCCUUGGUCUUUCCAGAGAAGCAAGUCCUUGUUUUGUUUGCCCACAGAAGGUCCCUUUCCAACCUCCUUGGCAGAACCACAGUGGCUAUCAAACAAAGGUCCCCCACGGCAUAGGGCGGCAGAGUGGAGACAUGGCCAGCUUCUCUCCAUUGACGACUUAGCGGGGGCCCAGGAGACUGAUGUGGACACGGGCCUGAGGCUGUCCUCCUCAGACCUCUCCGUGGUUUCUGCGUACUCUGCACCUAGUAGGUUUUGCAGCGCUGUGGAGACAUGCCUCCCAUCUGAAACAUGCAGCAGCCGCUGGCCCAAGCACAAGGAUUCCAGAGAAGGACCGCUGCCUGCUGUGAGCACGGAGGCCCCCGAGGCCUCUGAACCUUCCCUUUCUUUCUUCACCAAAGGGUCUUCUAGCUCCUUAGUGACAUCUGUUGCUGCUUCCUCGGCUUCUGGCGCCUCUUCACUCACAGAAUCAUGCCAGGAGCCCCCUUGUGACAUUUCCAUAGUCAAGCCAACUGACAGAGACAUCCCACCACCACCAGCAUUGGCUGGCCCCAGGGAUGGUGAAAUGGAGGAAUUCUACAUCUGA